Messenger RNA from Homalodisca vitripennis (glassy-winged sharpshooter), 370 nucleotides. RefSeq lists its product as uncharacterized. Bases 22 to 366 code for a protein of 114 amino acids. Gene Ontology annotation, molecular function: protein binding. The transcript has 2 exons. The record is from RefSeq and is a predicted model, not a curated record. NCBI's taxonomy places the organism in Eukaryota, Metazoa, Arthropoda, Insecta, Hemiptera, Cicadellidae.
UAUAAGGGUCAUGGCAAGGCCAUGAGGGAUUACAUACACAGCAUUCAAAAACAGGGUUGGCAGCUGGUGUCUGCAGGAGAAGACGGCUCAGUGCGGCUGUGGGACUUGCGACAGAAGUCCCUGACGAACGUCAAUCACCACCGCACUCACACGCCAAGGUGGAGCGUCCCUCUCUCGGCAAGUGGUCGGGGACGACCGCCCUCAGCGAGGAUUGGUGGUCAGUUACUUGAGCCGUUUCUGUGUCUAACAAUGUUUGGGUUGCGUAGAAAAGGUAAUUGUUGCAUUGUCAGUGAAUACAGGUUUAGAGUGUACAUUAAACUUCAGGUUUCUGUUUCUCUGAACACUGGACUUGUACAUGAAAGGUAACAAA